AACGGACAAUUUCAAAUUAGUUUUGGUUUGAAGGUCGAUCAAAGGUGGCGGUGUAAGUCGUAUGACAGCGGUGGUGAAUGGUGAUAAAAAGAAAUCAAGAAUCGUGAUAAAAAGAAAUCAAGAAUCAUAAAAUCAUCGUGACGGUGACGUCGAAUAUAAGAAGCGGCCCACCGGCGAUUCAUGAAUCGUCAGACUCGCCUAAUCAACGGCCGUAACCGCACCCCUUUUCCCCGACGUCUCCACGUCGUAAUCCGACGACCGGAAUUUUCGCCGGCACUUUUCUCAUCCUUCAUAAGCAAGCGUACAGAGGAUAUCACGCAAGCUUCAAAUCUCAGAACCGAGGAUCUUCUCUCUUCCCCCUCUCUGGCUGCGGAGGCAGUUGGGAAUUCCCAAUUCAAAAUCGCAAUGGAAACUGAUGCAUCUCCUGUUCGAGAAGAUUUCGUUUCCGUUCAAAAUCUCAAACCUGUUGAGAUCUCUGUCGACGAAAGGGAGGACCUGAAUUCUAGCUCCGAAAUUUCACAGAAUCCUCAAUCUUGUUCUGAAACUUCAUCUAGAAAGAUUGCUUCUGUCGAUGAUGUUAGAAGCGAGGAUGUUGUUUCUGUACCCACCGAUUCUCAAACUCCCGAAUCUACUCUAAUGGAGGCAGAAGGAGACAGAGUUCUUCCAGAUGAGCUUGCUAAAAGUGUUGUGAUGUUAGAGUGCGAAUCGUCGGCUGAGGGUGGUUCCUGCGAUGUUUAUUUAGUCGGAACUGCUCAUGUUUCUCAGGAAUCCUGUAGAGAAGUUCAGGCCAUCAUCAGUCACUUGAAACCGCAGGUUGUUUUCUUGGAGUUGUGUUCCAGUCGAAUAACUGUACUGGCCCCUCAGAAUCUACAGGUACCAACCAUGAAGGAGAUGAUAGAUAUGUGGCAGAAAAAGAAAAUGAACAUGUUUGGAAUUCUUUACAGCUGGUUUCUUGCCAAGCUUGCUAACAAGCUAGAGGUUUUCCCUGGGUCCGAAUUUCGUGUGGCAUUUGAACAAGCAAUGCAAUACGGUGGCAAGGUGAUACUGGGUGAUCGUCCAGUCCAUGUUACACUUCGGAGGACAUGGGGAAAAAUGUCACUUUGGCAUAAGGCAAAAUUUCUGUACAGUAUACUUUUCCAAGCAAUCUUUCUGCCAAGCCCUGAGGAUCUAAAUAAAAUGCUGAAGGAAAUGGAUGACGUUGACAUGCUAACUCUUGUAAUUCAGGAGAUGAGCAAGGAAUUCCCUACUCUGAUGGAGACACUU
This is a messenger RNA of Macadamia integrifolia, 1263 nucleotides long. Its product is annotated as traB domain-containing protein-like. The record is from RefSeq and is a predicted model, not a curated record. Lineage: Eukaryota; Viridiplantae; Streptophyta; Magnoliopsida; Proteales; Proteaceae.